GGCGACCAAAAUUGGAUGCAUUGUUCCAGGCUUCCCUCUUUUUAAUCCGGUUGCUGCCCGCUUGGCUGCUCUUCUUGCAAAGGCUCUGCAGCAUAAGAUAUACCUCCUUCUUUUCAAGAUCAUGGCUGCCGGCACAGGUGGCCAGAAGACGCCAACAGCUGCACACCUGACAGCAGGACGGGAGAAGGGUGACUCGCUGGCAGGCAAGUACCACAUCCGGAAGUACGAGGAGAGAGACUAUGAGAUGGUGCGGGCAUUUUACAUUCAAGGGAUCCGGGAACACAUCCCUCGCGCGGUCUGGAAAUCCUUCAGCCGUCCUCAGUUACACCUGGCGCUUCUGGCCGUCUUCCUCCUGACCUACCUCUGCUCGGCUUCCGUUAUCACCUCCCUGGCGGUCGUCUCCCUCCUCUUGACGGCCGGCGCCCUUCACAUGAAGAGGCUGUGGGAUGAAUAUCUCCAUCACGCCCUCACCACGGACAUGAUGGACAUCAGGAGGACUUAUCUGGAGCCAAAGGAUUGCUGCUUCUGGGUGGUGGACACCGGAGAGGAAGUGGUAGGCAUGGUGGCCGUCAUCCCUCCAUCCUGGUGGAGCAACGCCCAGGAAUUGAUACGCCUUUCCGUGAAGAAGGAGCAUCGGAGACAAGGGCUUUCCAAAGCCCUCGUCAAGACCGUCAUCCAAUUUUCUGAGGAGCGCGGCUACCAAGAAGUCAUCUUGGGGACCUCCAUGGUCCAAUAUGCAGCUCAUCGGGUCUACGAGAGCAUGGGCUUCCACAAAGUCCUGGAGACGUAUCCCUUUCCCUUUGCUAAGUUGGUAGGCUUUUCCGUCUACUGGUAUUACUACAAAAUCCCCGACACUCGCUGAGGUCACAAUUCACCUCCCGCAAAGGAGAAGCGAAUUCUACAUUUGGACCUGGUUGACUCUGCAGGAUCGCUGGGUCAACUUUCUCCUGGUGGGAGUUGAGCCAACUCUCGGAAGAGGCUGUGUGUGAGCUGAAGUUGGUUUCCCAACAGAAGGGCCUUUGAACUCUCUGCUGUCUGUCUGGGUUAACAGGCCUGGCAGGAUAGAGCCGAGGUGGCACAGUGAUUAGGGUGCAGUACUGCAGGCCACUUCAGCUGACUGCUAG
This is a messenger RNA of Thamnophis elegans (Western terrestrial garter snake), 1124 nucleotides long. RefSeq names its product N-acetyltransferase family 8 member 3-like. Bases 122 to 862 code for a protein of 246 amino acids. The record is from RefSeq and is a predicted model, not a curated record. Gene Ontology annotation, molecular function: N-acetyltransferase activity. The transcript has 3 exons. Lineage: Eukaryota; Metazoa; Chordata; Lepidosauria; Squamata; Natricidae.